Molecule: messenger RNA, 2736 nt
Organism: Bathycoccus prasinos
Lineage: Eukaryota; Viridiplantae; Chlorophyta; Mamiellophyceae; Mamiellales; Bathycoccaceae
Product: exosome component 10
Exons: 1
Coding region: 1-2736 (911 amino acids)
Biological process (GO): nuclear polyadenylation-dependent CUT catabolic process; exonucleolytic trimming to generate mature 3'-end of 5.8S rRNA from tricistronic rRNA transcript (SSU-rRNA, 5.8S rRNA, LSU-rRNA); nuclear polyadenylation-dependent antisense transcript catabolic process
Cellular component (GO): nuclear exosome (RNase complex); nucleolus
Molecular function (GO): nucleic acid binding; 3'-5'-RNA exonuclease activity; nucleotide binding
Source: RefSeq, a predicted model, not a curated record
AUGAGCGACGACAAAAUCACCGCGUCUUUUCUGUCGUCGUCGUUGGCUGAUGUGGAGUACCCUGCAGGAGGGGAUUUCUUCUUCUCGAAAAUCGCGUUGGCAAAAGAGAUAGACUGUGCGGCGGAACGCGCGGAAACUUUGAUACGUGAAAAGUUUCUUAAGGAAAUGAAAGAAAAGAAGGACGAGGAUGAGGAUGAUGAGAAUGCACGCAUAGAGCGCGUAUUCGAAGAAUUAAUCGCUAAAAAUGACGAACAGUGCGAUAAAAUAGACGAACACAUCAUGCGUGCACGAGGGGAUUCGGCGGCGAAUAACGAAAAGUUGGCCCAGAGCACACAGAAUGAUGCGGCGACCAAAAACGACGCGAGUGGGAAGAAGAACAUCAGCAACGCAGCAUUUCAUGGAGGCGGUUCGUCCAUUUCUCGACCUCAAGAGGCGUUCAAAGAUGUCGUGGAUAACCGCACGGAAACAGACAUGAAUUUCGUGCUGCCCCCACCUCGAGGCAAAGGAAAAGCGUCAACGUCGGCGUUGAAAGAGUCGAAACAUCCAUUAGCUUCGGUUUUGCUCGAUUCGUUCAAAUAUAAUUCGAUCGAAGAUUACGUUGAUAAAAAUCAUAAUAGCGCUGGUGACCGCACAACUGCACAGUUGUGGGAAUUGAGAUGUUCAGAUCCGAUUUUGCCAACCCCUACGAACGAGGAGAACCCAGCUACGUUCGUCGAUAACGAAAAUGGUUUAGAGGAACUCGAAGGAGUGCUCUCAAAGGCACCAAUCUUUGCAGUUGAUUUAGAGCACCACUCGUAUCGUACCUACAGAGGUUUUACGUGUCUCAUCCAAAUAUCAACGCGCGAACAAGACUUUGUCGUGGACGCUUUAAGGCUCCGUCACUUGAUUGGACCGGCGCUCGGACGUCACUUUGAAAACGAAGAAAAGUUGAAGGUGUUCCACGGCGCGAAUUCGGACAUGAUAUGGCUGCAACGAGAUUUUGGCAUAUACGUCGUGAACAUGUUUGAUACCGGACAAGCAGCGCGUAUUUUAGAACUUCCUUCUUUCGGAUUGGCGUAUCUUCUAAAACAAUAUUGUGGGAUAAAGGCAGAAAAGAAGUAUCAACUCGCAGAUUGGCGUCUCAGACCUUUGAGUCGCGAAAUGAUAAACUAUGCGCGUAGCGAUACGCACUCGUUGUUGUAUGUGCACGAUCGAUUGAAGCAAGAGCUCUAUGCAAAAGGUGGCGUUGAAUGCAUUCAAUCGGUAUUUCUGAAAUCCCGAGACGUGUGCUUAUUGACAUACGAGCCGCAAGUGAUCACGGACUUGUCCUAUCACGAGGACUUGAUGAAAUCUGCAAAUGCGAGUAGCGGUGGCGGUAGCGGACACGGAAAUACUUUAUCUCGGUCGGCGCAGCAGGCGCAGCUUUCGCAAGAAAUUUUGAAAUCGCCCGUCGCUCAAGCGGCCAUGGAAGCGUUAUUCAAGUGGAGAGACGAUUGCGCGCGAGCGAACGAUGAGAGCUUAGGAUUUGUAAUGCCUCGCCAUUUGAUGCUUCGUUUAGCGUCAGAGCAACCAAAAGUGGCGCGUGAUGUAGUGUCAACAGCGAGAGGUGAGUCUUCACUCGUGGCAAAAUUCAGUCACGUCAUUGCGGAUAUUAUCAAAAGCGCCGUAGAAAGAGGCUCUCCAGUGAAUGCCGCUCCUUCUGCCGGCGAACUUUUUCGCAGAGAACACGAAGCAGCUAUGUUGUUAGUGAAAGAAAAGGAUGAUAAGAAAGACUUGAAAACGAGUACCGAUGGAGGAGAUGAAGGAGGAGGCGGAGGAGGAAGAGCAGCACCGGUGGAAGCAACCGAUAAGCAUACGGAUACAACGAAGAAGAAAACAAAGAAAAAAGCGGGAGGCAUGAUGAAAAUGAUGAUGAUGAUGUCGACUUCCGACGAGGAUAACGAUGAUGAUAGCGAUGCUCACGCAAAAGCAACCAAGGACAUGGCGGAUCACAUCCAAACAGAGUUAGUAAGCAAUAGACAAAACGUGUUCCCCAUGUACCAUUCCAUUGCGGCAUCUGGUGGUUACGGUGACAGAAGACGGGAUGGAGAAGAAAUCGAGAAUAAGAGUGCGCAGAAAGGCAAGAAACGGAAGUCAAAUGACGUUUUACUGAAAAGUAUCGCCGAGCGAAAUAAAGACAAAUCGAAGCGCAUCGAAAUUGCCGGUGGAGUAUCUUUACCGGCACCGAUACGCACGAAAACAACCCAAAAACUCGGUUUUGGCUCAACGCACGACGGCGAGCUCAUGAAUGACGAAGAUGAUGAAGACGAGGAUGGUAACGGCGGCAUGAGCAUCAAAGAAGAAGCAAUGAAAGCGCGAGCUGCCUUACGUAAGCGCCAAAAGAAGGCGAUGAUGAUGUCUAACGGAGGAGGUUUUAGUUUAAACCAUGAUUCCGAUGCAGAUUCGGACGCAGAAGAGGAUGAGCGCAUACAGAUGGAAAAAGAGAAGCAGGCGGACUUCAAAAGAUUGACUAAAGGAGCGAAAUCGCACAAUGAGAUCGUAGAACAAACGCAAAAGACGCUCGGAAUUAAAUCCGUGCACGCAGAGAUACUGAAGGGUCCGGACAUGUUGAAGAAAAUAACCGAGCAGAAACGACUCGACGCGAUAAAAGGCAAAAAAGGGUUCGACGGCGGUGAAUGGAUUGAGCCCUUCGGGAAAACGAAUUUGAAGUCCAGAGCCUUCCCGCGAGCUGGCAAUAAGCAGCAGAGCUUUAAAUAG